CAUAAAAACUUACAUACUAUAGCAUCGCCCCAAAUGCCCCAGUUUGAGGUGGGGAUAAAUUAUUUUGUAAUGAUUUACAGCAGAAGGAUGCAGUGUUCAGGAAACAUGUUGGAAAACUAUGACGGUGUCAGAAAUUGGGUACUAUAUUGAAUGCGAUUGACUGUUCUAUAUACAGCAUUAGAGUAUUUGGGACACACUAUGAGUGUGACUCAUAUUUUCAUUUACGGUGUAGUAACAACAACCGCAUAAUAAUUUACUCAGAUGUUAUAAUACAAUUUAACCGGAUACAUUUCUUUGUACAAAAAUUUCUAUCGUACACUCGCUAUAUCACUUACACUUGAAAAUAACCGUAUGGUUAACAAUUUUACAGGAUUUUUAAUCUAUAACAUUUUUCAACAUUUGGCCACCCCUCCUUUCUAUGCAUACUGAAAAAUCUUGGCUGAAGAAGUGGACCAUCCGGGUAUAUUUGACACAUUGUUUUUGCAUACCGAGAACAUACUAAUUUCGCUUACUAUAUAGUAUGAAAGUAGGCCAUUUCAUGCACAUGAUUAGUUUAGCAGUUUUGUGUCACAGUGGCACAGAAAUGAUACACAUUUUAAUUAUGAAAAAGUUCUGAUAAGUUUUUUUUUUCUUGUUGACCCUGAAUUUGUUCUCAAUCAGUUGCUGAUAAUACAGUAAUACAAAUGGGGAUUCAUUAUUUUCCAAGAAAACAAAAUUAAAAAUUAACACUUUUUAGUUGCUUCUGGGCCGAUGUCAAUUAACACCCGUCCCCCAAAGUCAAAGUUUACGCAUGGCAAGAUCGGGCAUGACAGUUGCUGCAGAGUCCAUGCGCAAAGCUGGCACUACAUCAUCUAACUAUUCUUGCGUAGUCCAUGCACAACAUGUACAGGCAGACUUUUCUUAAGUGCUGUAGUUUCUCUGAGUGUGCGCUGCGCGUCGGACGCACGUCCCAGUUUUGGCACUGAGGAUACAGUGUGUAGGAACCCAGCGCGUCCUCCACUCUCCUCUAACCUCUCCACAGCGAGACGCACGACUCCAAAGGAUGCUUCACCAUAUGUUUCUCUCAACCGCUGAGUUUGGGUUUUGGAUGUAGGCGAUCCAUCGGGCGCACACAGAGUUCUGGAUUUAGAUGCUUGGCUGGCGGUAAGAAGACAUUGCGGGUGAUGGUAAAGCGCGUCUUGCGCGCUGCCUCUCGUUUCCUCGAUCUUUCCUCGGGACAGGGCAUUUGGCGAAGGGAAAUGUGAAGAACGCUUAAAGAAUGGCAUGUCAACAUGGUUUCUGCCAAGAAGGAGAUGGUGACUGCGAUGUACCCCACUUCUAUUUCCACUCUCCUCUACUUUCUCUGUGUGGCGGCUUGCAUAAAGAGAAUAUCUGGACAGAUCAAAAAGGAUGAGAAAUUAUACCCAGCAAAUUUCACGCGCAUUCUUGACCGACUCCUGGAUGGAUACGACAACCGACUCCGACCUGGAUUUGGGGGUCCAGUGACAGAAGUGAAGACAGAUAUUUACGUUACGAGUUUUGGCCCCGUGUCCGACGUUGAAAUGGAGUACACCAUGGACGUGUUUUUUCGCCAGACGUGGGUCGACAGGCGUUUACAGUACGAAGGUCCUGUGGAGAUACUCCGGCUAAAUAACCUCAUGGUGACCAAAGUCUGGACCCCUGACACCUUCUUCAGGAACGGAAAAAGAUCUGUGGCUCAUAACAUGACGGCACCUAACCGGCUUUUCCGAAUCAUGAAGAACGGAACGAUCCUUUACACAAUGAGGUUGACAAUAAGUGCAGAAUGCCCCAUGAGGUUGGUUGACUUCCCGAUGGAUGGCCACUCCUGCCCGCUGAAAUUCGGCAGCUAUGCCUAUCCAAUGACUGAGAUGAUCUACACCUGGACCAAAGGUCCACAGCAUUCUGUGGAGGUUCCACCCGAGUCAUCCAGCUUGGUUCAAUACGAUCUGAUCGGACAGACUGUGUCGAGUGAAACCGUAAAAUCCAUCACAGGUGAAUAUGUUGUGAUGACGGUCUACUUCCACUUGAAACGAAAGAUGGGCUACUUCAUGAUUCAGACGUACAUCCCCUGCAUCAUGACUGUAAUCCUUUCCCAAGUGUCUUUCUGGAUAAAUAAGGAAUCCGUGCCCGCCAGAACUGUCUUUGGAAUCACCACCGUCCUCACCAUGACGACCCUCAGCAUCAGCGCACGCCACUCUCUGCCCAAAGUCUCGUACGCCACGGCCAUGGAUUGGUUCAUCGCUGUGUGUUUCGCGUUUGUGUUCUCGGCCCUUAUAGAGUUCGCCGCUGUGAACUAUUUCACCAACGCACAGAUGGAGAGAGCAAAGAGAAAGCAGGCCAAAGCUGCUGCUGCGGCUAACGCUAAAAGUUCAGGGAAAGCCAAAGAGACAGAUGAAGUUGUACAGCAGCCAAAUUCAGACACAAACGGAAACCUACGAAAACGCGUGAACUCACAGCCUGAGGGCAAAAAAGGCCAAAGGACCGAAGCAUCCAGCAAGAGCGGAACAGCGUCAUCCAAACCGACCCUGACCAGCCAAUCAUCUUCCACCUCAGAGGGUGCCAGCAGUUUCUCCAGCCAAUCACGUCUCAGCCCCAGUUCCGCCGGUCAAUCAAACACAGCAACUUUAUCCGCACCCUCCAAGACCACACCCCCAGCUCCGCCUUCAACGCCGACAGUUCCCGACAACCCAUCGUCUGGCACGGCUCCCGGCGCAGCCACUCUUCACCAUCUUCUCGGGCCUAAACUAGAGAACAUUAAAAAGAAGGAAGUCAAAGCCCCGCCCCCCACACAACCCCCGCCUCCUGCUACCGGAGGAGCGAGCAAGAUCGACGAAUAUGCCCGAAUUUUAUUCCCAGUAUCCUUUGGGGCAUUCAACAUGGUGUACUGGGUGGUUUACUUAUCCAGGGACACCAUGGUGGCCAAAGGAGGCUAACGUGGGCACGUUGUUUGUACUGUUUUUCUACAGCUCGCUGAAGAAACAAAAGAUUCCUCUAAGGAUUAAAUCAGCCAUUGUUCUAAGCAGUUCCCAGAAAUGAAAUUAUAUUAUGGCAAAAAAAAAAAAAAACUGGACAGACAAUAAGCGCCUCAUGAGAUUAUGGGUGAUGUAAAAUCCAAACCUUUUUCCUUGAUUGUCAAAACGGGACCAUACACAAGAUUAAGCAUGUGGAUAUAUAAGUUAAAAUAAGUCAUUUAAAAAGCAAUCUCACGGGAAUGAAUCAUAGGUGUGUCUGUUUAAAUAGCCAUAUUUCUGGUCUGACCUAUUUAUCGCCGGACAAAGUGAAACGGGAACGUUUAGUAAAUCAAUGCCAGGGCCAUUUAGUCUAUUUUUAUAUAGAGACACUUUUCAUUCAUUCAGAGAACCGCUAUGGAUAAGUUUUCUGAAACAUCACAAAUAUGAACUCACCCUGUGGACGAAGAAUAAAUGCUCUUCAGACGUUGUGACACAAUCUCGCUCAUUUUAAACAACAUCUGACAUCUAUCCUGCGUUCUCAUUUGGAGAGAACCGGCCUUUAGAAGAUUGAUUGACGUAAACACGUAUGCAUGAAGAAUUUUCUUAUAAGUCGUAAAGCACAAGUAAUGAUUUACUCUCUGUUUUUUGAAGUUUAACAGCUUGUUUUUUAGUUUUUAAUUUCAUUUUGAUUUGUUUCAUGUAAUAGAUUAUACAUUCUGCUAUUAAGAAGGCUUGACAUGGGGAAGACGUUGAACUGUAUGAAACGCACAGUAAGUGUGUACGGGACCCUGGAGACUGCUGUCGUGGCAACCGCGCAGGGUCCAGAUGGGUCUAGAGUCAAUUAGAACAGCACGAGGGGUUAAGGAGACAUCUGGGGUUGUCACACAAGUUGUCUACCAAUCCUCACAGGGCUGUAAACUGGAUCUUAACAUCGAUUGGUUGAGGUCUUCAGUGUCCACUGAACAUUUGUAAUGCUGCAAAAGUUACACUAAAUCAAUGUAAAAAUUGUUCAGCCAAAAACUGAAAAUUCUGUCAUUGCAGACUCACUGUCACAUUCAACAAUGUAAAAAAUAAUGCAGCAUGAAGUUAAAACAACUUGGUCAACCUAUUAUUUAAAGUUUUGGCUUUGAAAAGUUGACAUAAAAUCCAGUUGGAAUUGUUUAACUUUAUUUUUUAAGUUAAAGUAACACAAAAAUUUGACAAAAAUGCUGAAUAUUGUUUACAGUGACCAGUUCAACUUAAAAGUUUACACUUCAGUUUUCCAAGCACUGAAGCUGAUGGACUGUGUAAAGUGAACUGCAAAAAAUGACUUCUUACUUCUUAUAUUACGAUGCAUUUUCUUGAUGAGCAAUAUGACCUAAGAAAAUAAAUCUAGUUUUUAGAGAAAAAUAUCAAAUUUAAGUGAAUUUGUGCAUAAAAGUUUUUUUUUUUUGACUUUUUUCUUAAACAUUUAAUUCAAGAAAAAUUUACGAAAAUUGUUCUUACACUGCAAAAAAUUACUUUCUUACUUAGU
Messenger RNA from Paramisgurnus dabryanus, 4464 nucleotides. RefSeq names its product gamma-aminobutyric acid type A receptor subunit alpha4 (gene gabra4). Lineage: Eukaryota; Metazoa; Chordata; Actinopteri; Cypriniformes; Cobitidae. Gene Ontology annotation, cellular component: membrane. Gene Ontology annotation, biological process: monoatomic ion transmembrane transport. Gene Ontology annotation, molecular function: extracellular ligand-gated monoatomic ion channel activity; GABA-A receptor activity. The record is from RefSeq and is a predicted model, not a curated record.